Trichoplusia ni (cabbage looper) is the source of this 17098-nucleotide messenger RNA. RefSeq lists its product as uncharacterized. Gene Ontology annotation, molecular function: cytoskeletal protein binding; guanyl-nucleotide exchange factor activity. The transcript is spliced from 14 exons. The coding region runs from base 592 to 13434 and encodes 4280 amino acids. Gene Ontology annotation, cellular component: cytoskeleton. The record is from RefSeq and is a predicted model, not a curated record. Lineage: Eukaryota; Metazoa; Arthropoda; Insecta; Lepidoptera; Noctuidae.
CAAGAUGUGUUUAUAGUAAUGUUUAUUUGUACGUUGUACGUAGUUAGUUAAAUUGCGGGCUCUGGUUAAUUAUUCCACGAUUUCUGAUGCCUAGUGCGAAGUUUUCGUAAUACAACGUACUCAGUAAUUAAGUUUGCAAAGGCUCUUAUUAGAUUGUAAUGCGCCGCAAACGUCGGAGGCAGUGCGUCUGUUGUCUCUGUCGCGGCGGCCGGGCACACCUCCGUUGACCUAUUUUCUGGUUAUUGCAUUCAACCUAACUAUUUAUGUCUUGGGGUGUAAGUGGGCCGCCGGUUUUGCAUCGCGUAUGCAAUAAUUCAGUUUAGCCCCCGUCAGCCACCGUUGCAGUCCAUAAAUCCCAGUUAAUUGAUCUCUAAUAUAUAUUUAAAAGUGCAGAAAGUAAUGUGACUUUAAUCAUUUGAUUCAGUGCUGUGCAAAAAAUGAGAACUAAUGAUUAAAAUGUUGUAUUGUCACAGAUAUUGAGAAUCAAGAGGACAGUGAAUUGAAGUGUUAUUUGUAUAGUAGUGGUGGUAUGAUGGCAUGUUGUGUGCCGGCCAGGGUUUUGGGUUUGAUAAAGGGUGAGAAGACUGCAAUAUGAUGGACUCGGACCUGCCACCUGGUAGUUGCAACUCUACUGGACAUCUGUCCACAAUCGGAUACCAUACUCUGCCAGGCCGCAUGCACCACUCCGCCAGCACACCGGCGGGGGUGGACGGCGCCGGCGGUGGCUCGCGCACGCCCCCCGCUACUCCCAAGAAGGGCGGCAAGAUGCUCGCCGUCAGGGUGCAGAUGCUGGACGACUCCAUAUCAAUGUUCCAGAUACAGUCGAAGGCGUUAGGCAGGGUGCUCUUCGAUCAAGUAUGUCGACAACUCCAUCUUCUGGAAGCGGAUUACUUUGGCUUGGAGUAUCUGGACGCGAAUGGCACGAAGUACUGGUUGGACUCGGAGAAGCCGAUGUGCCGGCAGGUGGGCCUCUCAAUGCUAGAACCGACCCUCCGCUUCUGCGUCAAGUUCUACACGUCGGACCCGGCGCGGCUCGAGGAGGAGUUCACGCGGUACCUCUUCUGUCUGCAAGUCAAGAAGGACCUGGCCACCGGCUGUAUACAGUGUAAUGAGAACACUGCUGCUCUGAUGGCCAGUUAUAUUGUACAAGCGGAAUGUGGUGACUUCGUACCCGAGGACUACCCCGACCACACCUACCUCAGUGGCUACAAGUUCUUCCCCGGACAGGACUCGGAGUCCGAGAGGCGAAUAAUGGAGAACCAUAAAAAGCAUCUAGGCCAGAGCCCCGCCGAGGCUGAUUUGAACUUAUUGGAAACAGCGCGGAGGUGUGAAUUAUACGGUAUAAAAAUGCACCCGGCUAAGGACCACGAAGGCGUACCUCUAAACCUCGCGGUAGCCCACCUAGGUAUCAUAGUGUUCCAGAACUACACCAAGAUCAACACCUUCAGCUGGGCAAAAAUCAGAAAGAUAUCGUUCAAGAGGAAAAAGUUCCUCAUUAAGCUGCAUCCUGAAGGCUAUGUUAGCGGCUACUACCGCGACGUGGUAGAGUUCUUCUUCGACGGCAGAAACGAAUGCAAGAACUUUUGGAAGAAAUGCGUGGAGAACCACGGCUUCUUCCGGUGCUCGAGCGUGCAGCGCCAGCCGAGGCAGAAGACCAGGGUCAUAUCCAGAGGAUCCUCGUUUAGGUAUAGCGGUAAAACUCAGAAGCAGAUCGUGGAGUACGUGAGAGACAACUACGUGAAGCGACAAACAUUCCAGAGGUCGGGGUCGUUCCGCGCGUCGCGCUCGGUGUGCGGCUCGCGCGGCAACGUGGCGCCCGCGCCGCCCGCGCUCAACCAGAGCCUCUCCGCGCACCCGCUGCUGCCGCUGCCGCCCGGCUCCGACGCGAUUUCCCUGGAGUGGGACAAGCAACCUCACUACCUGGAGGCUUCUCUGAUGAUGAAGGGCUACACUGCGGAGGAAGCUCGCGCAGCGGCGGCGCGGGCGCGGCGUCCGGCGGCCGCGACUCGCCCGCCUCUCGCAGCUACCGCCUAUGCCAGCACGAGAGACAAGCUCACAAAACUCUACCGCGAUCAAAUCGCUCCCGAGGUAGUGACCCAUGUCGAGGUCAAUCAUCAUCCUACGGAGGAUUCGCCUCUGCCUCAUCGGACGACGACACCAUUGGUUUCUCCGGAGAGUACAUGGAGCCAGGCGAGUUUCCCGCGUGCGCGUGGGCCCGGCCGCGCGCCCAGUCCGCCGCCGCGCGCGCGCCCAGGUCAGAGCCCCCCCGCCUCGCCCCCGCCCCGCUCCCCGCCCGCCGCCGCGCCCCCCUCUAGCGGCUACCCGGACUUCGUGCUCGCCAAGCACUCGUCGAGCUUUAAGAAGUCGUCCGAGCGGCUCGAGUACGAGCUGUCGCAGAGCAACAUGUACUCGGCGUGCGGGUCCACGCGCUCGAGCCGCUCGGGCGGCUCGCUGCUCGUGGAGGAGGACGGCGAGCGCGACCAGCCCGAGCCGGGCCGCGCGCGCAUCACGUGGCGGCGCAGCGCCUCGUGCCGCAACCUGCGCGACUACAGCUUCGACGAGGCGGGCCGCGCCAAGCGCCGCCGCGACGCGCGCUCGCUGCUGGCCGACCUGGACGCGCUGUCGCGCCUGGACUCGCCCGUCACGCGCUACGACGAGGCCCGCACGCGCGCCUUCGUGUUCGGCGAGCGCGGCUCCGUCGAGUCCGCGCGCAUGUUGCUAGGUCGUGCUUAUUCCUCGUCGUUUCCAGGUGCGAUCGGCGAGCCGCGCCUUGACGUGCCACCGUUCGCGCGUACCGGUUCGCAGGAUGAUUUAUCGCAUGAUAGUUACGAAGUUAUCGAGCGCUCCGACGACGAGUCGGAGACUCGCCGCUACGCGCGCAUCCAGCCGGUCGGGCGGCGCAGCGUCGCGCACACGCGCUCGUGCUCGCUGGACUCGGGUAACGACCUGCCGUCCGACGACGACCGCUCGCUGUCGCACCUGUCGGAGAGCGACGACCACGAGGGCGCGGUGGACGAGGUGGUGGGCCGCUACCGCAGCGACACCGACAUCCCGCUCGACCCCUUCCUGGCCGACGACCCGCGCGUGCUGCCGCGCGAGAAGCUCUCCGUGCGAUCCGACGGGAACUUCUACAAGGAGAUCAAACGCGCUCUCGGCUCGCGAACUUCUAGCCAGGAGUCUAAGAGCGACAUUUAUGACCCGAAAUUAUCCAAAAGUAGUGCAGAAUCUAGUAAAAAAUCGCGGGACAGCGUUUAUCAUACGGAUAGCAAAAAGUCCCGGGAGACUUUAAAGAGUAAAAGCUCAGAUAGGUCCGGGUCACGUACUUCUAGUCAGGAUUCAAAGUCAGAUUAUUAUGAUUGUAAAAAGAAUUUGUAUGAACCAGACGAGAUAAGCAUACGGCGACGUAGUAUUACUAGUAUACAGAACGCUUACAUUGAUCCUUUCGAACCCAUUUCACCUUCAUCAAGUCCGGAUUCCACGAAAGAUUUCUUCGACACUCAGUCCACUUUUAUCGGCAUGGAAAAACCCGAAUAUCCAGAGAAGACCUUGUUUGAUAAAUCUCAUGAAGAUUUGAUUGCUAACUUAGCGAAUUCUCCCAAUUAUUAUCAUAUAUCCACCCCUUACUCGACUUUCCCAAGCAAUAGUAAGCAAGUAAAGGAGCCCAGUCCCAUGCACUCUGCGAGUUUACAGAAUGUUGAUCUCGAACUGUACUCCGGUCAGUUCUCGGACUCGAGCCCGACGAAGAAGAUUGAUGAGUUAUCGACUACCGAGGACGAAGACAUACAUCCUCAAACAACGCACAUUUGGCCCGAAAAAAUAGUUGGUCUCGAUACAGAGAUUGACAGCAGUAGGGCUGCGAAAAUACACAGCUAUCAGCGUCGUCGCUCCUCCGAAACUGUAUUUAGUUUCGAUAAAGAGAAAAUAGAAUCUCUAACAAGAUCAAUCAGCAAAGAGAAUACUACAUCUCAUCUAGUCAAAGAAUCUUCUAACGAGUCGGAUGUCAAUGUGAGAGUGUUGCCGGCUAUGGACAGUAUUGAGUAUGCUAAGAAUAAAGCAAAACAAGCAGCUAUUCAGUCCGGUACUGCGUCAAUUCUCCAAUCUGAGUUCGAUAAGCGUGGUAAGGUCCACACGCAUAUCAUACGAAAGGAGAAUUUGAAGGAAGAGUUGAUGGCUAAAACACACUUUGAUGAGUAUAAUCCCAAACUUAUUCUCGAGACGAGUUCAAGUAGUCGUUUAGCUGAUACUACCGUUCCUUAUACGCAUCCUACUGUCGAACGCACUAAGAGUGAUCCGAACAGUUUGGCGAACAGACCUCGUUUUAGCAGUGUAAACUCUCGCAGACAUGUGUUAAUGCAUCAAAAGUCUAUUGAUCUAACACCAGCAGAGUCCAGUGACGAAGAUUACAUAUUCCGUCAGAUACCCAGUGCUCCACCUAUUGCUACUAAGCGGUCUCACUUUGAAUUGCCUUCGAGGUUACCUGAUCAUGUACGACCUCAUUUCGACUUGCCAAAGAAUUACUUUAAAGAGUUUGAUGCAUUCAAAGCUGGUUUUAAAGAUAACAAGAAAAUCGACGAUGGUUACGACAUUCCUUAUGUGUUACAUAAACGGCAUGUAAUGAAUGGAACUGCUCCAUCUCCGCAUGAUGAUAAUCACCAGCCUCCAGAUAUAAUCAUGCUUCCACCGCAAAACGGUCGCCAUGUAGUCAGCGCCCACCCCAGAUGCAAGUAUCAUGACCAUCCCAAGUCUCCACGGUCGCCUAAAUCGCCAAAGUCACCCAAGUCUCCUAAAUCACCCAAGUCACCGAAAUCACCGAAGUCUCCCAAGUCACCAAAAUCUCCUCGCAACAGCGUACAAAUCGAACAUUCCUCUAAGUUCCUAGAAGUAGAAAGUCGUGACUUUUUGUUUACGCAAAACAUCGACUUGUCCAAAGUAGACCCGGUGACUUUAGAGGUUGAUAAAAGCGGGCAAUUACAGCAUCUGCCUAGUCCUAAACGAGAUAUCACUAAGAACUUAGAUCCCAUUCUACUAGAGACAUUGAACUCGAAGCUAAGUCAGAUAGAGAGUGACUCCGCAACGAGUUCUAAAACCGAUAGUAUACGGCAAGAACCGUUGUAUCCUCAUGAUAUAAAGUUUGCGAUCAAUGGUCGUAAUGUGCAACAGCCACCGAUAUGCAAAGAACCAAAGCCACUAACUGCGGCUGAAAAAUUACGAGCGGACAUUAAGUCAAAGUCGGAAAAGCUGCCUCCGAAAAGAGGUCAGAAGGCUAGAGGAACUGGCAAGAAGGGACCCAGCAGUAAAAUAAAAGGGAAGAGUAAUAACAAGAUAAGGAUUACAUCGUUCUCUUCAGAUGAUGAGAGUGUCGAUUCUGAUGAUGUGUUCGGUACCACCGAAGCGGCUCCUAAGCUAGAGUUCUCGCCGCCACAGUCUCGAAAAGAUCUGGAACCUAUACUACAACUCGAAUAUGAUAAGAUUACGUCUGGGGCUUGGCAUCGAGGUCAAACGAUGAGCUCCACGGAGAUCGAGGGCUCUCCACCUCAAUGUAGAAAACUAGCCGAACUGGAAGCUAAAUAUAACCCUCAAGUCAAUAAACUUGAUAGCGUGAGUGGUACCGCCACAGAGUUACGUCGAAUCUCUGAGAGGUCUAUUUCCAUUCCCAGUUCUGAAGAUGACGUGGCUAUUAAACUGCCUGAUCUGAAACAAGUCAGCAAAGAAAGUUCUCCCUGGGAGUAUAACGAGAAUAUUCCGUCGCCGAUUCUUGAAAGUACUGAGUUUUUGAAAUCGGAUGACGAACAUCUGGCGGAUAUGGAAAUACAGAAAGUUACGGGUAUACGCUCAUCGUCUGAGGAGAAAGGCGAUAAGAAGGAUUUUACAAAACUUGAUGUGAAGAAGUCGUUGCGGGAUGAAUUAAUUUCACCAAUGCUGCGCAAACCUGGUGGUACUCCGAUAUUAUUUGCUCAUGCGAGACUUAACCUUUCGGAAGGGUCAGUGUUCUCGCUACAGCGUCAGAAAGCUACCCAGGACUCGCCGACAGCCAGUCGAAGAGCCAAAAGCUUAGACACGCCUGUCAUACAGUUACAUAGACUACCGCCAAUGAACGCGUUCUCCUCCAAAGAUGAUACAGUUGAGGAUAUUAACGAAGAAGGCGAUAUACUCGAAGAAAAACCUUUGCUUGACGAAAAAGGUAAUAAAGCACCUGCUAAGAAGGACACUAUAGAUAAAAUCGAUGAGGUGGAGGAGGAACCACCUGUGGAACCCGAAGAAAUGAAGUCGGUCGUCAUAGACAACGAAGAAUUACAAUUGCUAGAAGACUUGGUUGAACAACGACGCCCUCGCUCGUUUAAACGUAGAUAUGAUUUGACGAAAUUGAAGUCACAUGCUUCACGAUCGCCACUCAGUAGGUCUCCGCUUUCCAGAUCCCCACUAUCCAAAUCACCUUCAAGGUCGCCUACGUCAUCGUUAAAUUCACCUCGUGGGAGCAUCCGUAAAUUGUCUGACUUAAGCGAAGAUCAAAUUGUCCCAGAUAUUGAAAGAAUCAAACGCAAAGAAAAGAAAAAAUUGACGCUUAAAGCUAAACCUGAGGAAAAACAGAAGAUAAGUAGUAAAUUGAACAAGGGUGGCUCCCUAGAUACGAAUGCUACUAAAGUCAAAGCUCUCCAGACGCAAAAAUCUCUGCCGUCGUCGUUGAAAGAGCGUCCAGACUUUUUGACUGUACCACCACUCGAUAUGGCUCGUGCUAAGAGUCAGGAGUUAGACCAAACCGCAAAGAAAAUUGCUAAAGAAAAAUCUAAGUCAUUAGAAAAGAUGGAUGUGAAACGAGGAAGCAGUAAGGAGCGUACCAAGUCACAAGAAGACAGUGACACUGAAAUAGCCAAACGUAAAGAAAAGCAACAAAUGUUAUUCGAAGCAGCUUUGAAACAAACUAAAACGUUAAUCAGCCCAGUAAAGGACACACUGCCGCCGUUCCCACCGCCUGAAGACAAAAUACUUGUCAAAACAGAAGGUGACAAGAUAAUCAUUGAAACUAAAAUAAAUAGCAAAGCUGAAGACCAUGUGUUCAUAGCUAAAUCUCCUAAAAAACUGGACAACAAACUAGGUGGCAAAAUCAGCAGGAGUUUCGAAGAUCAAAAGACUCCAAAAACACCGAGUAAAAUGAAUAAGAGCAUGGAUGAUAAAUCCAGUCAGUCGUUAGAAGAUAAAUUCGAUGAUCUCGCUGCUUUGCAAAAGUCACCGAAAACUUUAUCUAAAAAGCAAGAAAUCAAACAACAAAUUGAAGGAAAGGUUGUAUACCAAAAGAUAAGCCCUGGAGCUAAAUCAAAGAGCUUGGAUAGAAAGGCGGAUAUCCACUUAGAUGCUCAAGCAAAGUCGAAGAGUUUAGACAGAAACUACGUCACGCCUGCUUCAAUGUUACCGGAGAACGAAAAGCAUUUCAAACAAGAGGUAGUAAAGGUGGAUGUACAUCCCACGGUAGAUGAAGAACCAGAAGUAUUGCCGAAGGAGCCUGAAGUAAAGGACACAAAGGAAGUGUCGCCUUCCAACAGUUACAAGGAAAAAACUGAAGACGAUUCGUCUAUGGAAUGGAUGACGAGUUCCCAACAUACGAUAAUCGAAAACGAUACCCAGACUGUUAUAAUGGAGCGACGUAAAAUUGAUAUCUAUAACAAACAAAGGCAAAAUGAACUGCAGGAAAGUAAGAGUAAUCAAGACAUUCAUGAAUUGUUGCACGAGCGCAGACCAGAAGUGACUCGGGUGACCAGCGAGGAGGAGUCUCUCACAGAAGUUAGCGACUUAAAGGUGUCUGAUGAAAGCCAUAUGCUUGGAAUUUGCUUGCCGUACAUUGACGCUGAUAGUUCUUCGGAUCAGGAUCAGAAAAAGCCUAGAAUACCUCGAGGUAAGAGCGAUGACUCUGGCUCCUGGGUUACUGUCGAUUACGAAGAAACUACUCUAGACACUGAGCUACCGUUGUCAGACGGUAGUAGUAAGACCCGUAACAAGCGCACUCUCGAUCCACAAGGAACGUUUGACGAGUCAUCAGCAAGCUUGAUGGAGUUCUUAAAACACGAGUCUAUGUCACAAAUAAUGUCUGACAGUGAAACAGAACGUGGCUCAAAAGUAUCUCGCGAUCCUCCCAAGUCUAUAGAUUUAUCACUGAAAUGGAAAAACAAGAACAAAAUUAUCGUCACACCUCCCCAAGAGAACAGUCCAACAAUCGAAAAUAUACCGUUUAUUGAUUCGAGUACUUCGAAGUCGAAUAAAUCGGAAGGCGAACAUACCGGUAGCUCUGGAAGUGAUAAGUCUCCAACUGAACCUAAACCAGACCAGAGAACGUUGUUGACAGCUAAAUCUAGACGUAGCGAGUUAUUGAAACUGAGCGCAGAACGUUCUCGAAGCUCAGAGUCAACGUCUUGGACUAGCAUCGAGAAAGACGUUAGUCCUUCUAGCCACAUUAAAGGCAGUUCUAUUGAUGACGAAUCCAGUGUUAGUUGCUCGAUUGCAAGACCUCUGGGUAUAUCGCAAGAUAUAGAAAAGCUCAAUAAAAAGGACCGUGAAUGUUUGGAAGAACUAAAACAGGCCAUGGAAUACGGAGAGGAACACUUGCUUUCACAACACACUAUAUCAAGUGAUCACUCGAAAUCCAAUUCGAAAUCACCUUCCCCUAUACCUGAACUGACGCGUAUUGAAAGUCCAAGGAGCCCGUCAAAGUAUGGUACUAGAAAGUCUCCAACUCCGACGUUAGAGAAACAGGGUCAAGUAGACUCACAGAAAGCCCCCUCUGAUUCUGAUUCCAGUUCAGAGAGCAUUGAUAAAACAGUCGAACAGCUUUCCAGACCAAGUGUCAGGAAGAGUGCUUUAGACAAAAUUGGCAAAGCUGUUAUAGAAGAGUCCGAGUCCAGCCAAUCGGCUGCUUCUAAAGCUUCUGAUGCAGCUAAAGAACUUCAAAACACUGUUAAAAAGACCAAGAUUGCAAUUACGAUAUCUCAAGAAGACCAAAAUACAACUAUUGACUUUGAUGAUGAUGGUAACGUGAUAACGUCGUCGUUUGAAAGAGAUUUGAUGAAGAAACGGGCACUUAAAGAUCACGACCAGAAGAGUUCUUCCAAGUCGAGUGUUGACACUACGACUACUACGACUACUUCUAAAGGGUCUUUAAGUGUUGAUGAUUCUUCAUCCAGAAGGAAAGGUCGCCUUCUUGAUGAUCAAAAGAGUUCAUCUAAGUCUAGUAUGGACUCUCGCGGUUCUCUUAGUGUGGAAUCUAGAGGGUCAUUCGAAACCACAGAAUCUACUUCUGGGUCUCUUGGAGAAGCUUAUCGACGGGGUGAGGAACUAAAACCUACUUGGAGACCCUUCUUCGGCGCUUCGGGCAGUGAGAACAGUACAAGCAUCGAAGAAGCCUGGAUACCGCAAGAUCAUGAAGGGUACGAAAGUUUAGCGGCCAGUAAAGACGUGUUUGAAUACAACAACCAAAGGUUACUCGAUGAUUUCCAAACGUUUUCUAAAAAUCCUCCUUUGUCAGCAAAUACAUCUAAAGAUUCCACCGAUGCUGAUUUUACUGAUGACCUUAACGAUUUCCCGGUCAAUUUCUUAUACCCAGCUACAUCAUCAUCUAGUAAUACCUCUGAUGUUGUCAUUGGAUAUGGUCAAACAUUCGGUCGUACAUUGUCGCGUAUAUCGGAACGCAGCACUGCGUCUGAAAAGACCAGUGCCGAUGAAGACUCCACUAAGGCUUGUUCUCGUUCAGAAAGCAUUAAUGAAGAGUCACUGAACUCCAGUGACCACCAAGCUAGUCUUAGCUCUGAUCCACCUAGUAACGCGAACGUCGCUUACAUUUCAGACACGGACAGACGAACUUCCGCUGAAAUGCCAGACAUUCCAAUUGAUCAGACUAAGAUAAGCGAAAUGUAUGAAUCUAAAAGGGAUGUUGAAAAAGCGAGCAAAGCUUUUGAUGCACUUGAAUCUAAGAGGAGUAAUGGUAGUCCUUCCAAGCCAGGAGUACACACUCCGAAAGCACCAUCUAAGCAAUCUUCUGCCAGCGAAAGUCAGGAAUCUGACGAUUGGCCUCUGCCUGAAUUGCCACCUCAAGCAGGUUCUAGACCAUCUCAUUUAGAAGAGAUAGGUAGAAAGGAAUCAAGCGACUUUGACCAAUGGCCAUCACUUCCUUCUAGUCUACUAGAGACCCCCAUAAUAGAAAAAGUGCAUAUCUACUACAUGAGCAAUGAACCUGAGCAACCCACAAAGGUGGUGUUACAGUCGGAAAGCUCAAAAGACCAUUUGGCUGGUUCUGAUGACGACAGCGACACUCUCAAUAACGACGAUGACUUAGAAAAAGAUGUACCGGAAUCGAAAUCAGAAAAAUCUAACGAACUGAGUGAGGACUCUCCUAAGGCCGCUAAAGUAAUUCCGUAUGAUCAGUCUGGGUACAUGGUGGAACCUUUGGAGAAACACGAUGAAUAUACUUGUCACAAAAGUGUUGUACCAAACUACGACAAGUCUUGCCUGAGCGGUACUAUCAGUAAGGCAACUUGUCUCAUGGGCGAUGUCGGGUCCUGUUGUUCUCGCGCUGAACAUAAAUCGUUUAGCAUCAAGAACAAUCUUGAAGAUAAAGUCAUUAUAAGUCAGCCACAAAAAUCUCCCACAAAUCAUAGUCCUAUAUUUGAGGAUGAUCAUUUAUAUGCUGAUGACGUUUUCGGUGGUGACAGUAAGUCUUUAUCUCCGGAUUUUGAUAAAGGUUUCUCACAGUUAGGAACACAGAAAUGCUCGUUUGGUUCCAAUAAUUCUGAUACUUCUAUCGAUGAUCUGCUAUCGCAGACGAAUGCAGAGGAUACUGUUCGCGCUGUUGCUAAAUUGAGUACUGGAAGUGCUGGCACCUGCAAAAGAUGCAGUCACAGCAGCCACUCCGAAGAAGAAACUAGCUCUUUUGGCACUGAUUUAGACGGUACAGUUAAAAUCGGAUUACCUCAAAAGAAAUGUACUCACAGCUCGCACUCUGAAGAUACUUCAAUUUGCUUGAGUAUAUCUGAGUGGUCUACUGGCACUAACACGGUGCGCCAGUAUGCAAAUCUAUCUGCUUCUGAAAGUAUUUCUGGUGUCUCGGUACCUAAGAGUGACAAGUCCGACAAGGCUUCUAAAGUGUAUUCGUCUUCGCACGGGAGUAAGAAAAGUGAUCAAAAGCCAAAAAUGAGUUCUCAAGCUGAGAUGAGCUCUAAAAGCAGCAGUCUCGAUAAGAGCUCUGAAAACAUAAAGUAUGAUAAGCUUUGUAGCUCGGAGACAACUAUAUCUAGAAAGGGAAUGGACAGCAGCUCUGGCACAAAGAGCGACAGCACUUUAACUUUAGCGCAGUCCAUAUCAGACUGGUCAGCAAGUACUAGCCACACACUCAUAGCCACAGCCCGAGAAGAUCAACUGGAGGCUGACAACACUAAGUCUGAUGAUACCAUAGUAAAAGAUCCAGUCAACAUUGACGAGAAGCACGACACUGAGAUCGUCAUUACAACAGUAACUUCUCCUACAAAAGAGAUUGAAGAAGCCAAAGAACCAGUACUUAGAUUAACCGCUUCAUAUACUGGAAAAACAGAUAAAUCUUCGUCAAUUAGUUAUAGUGAUAAAUCUGAUAAGUCAAGUUCUAGUUCUCUAAGCAGCCUACAAAAGCACGCGAAUGGGGUGUUUCGAUUUGACCAAAGAUUGGAAGGUUUCCCACCCCUGAACGAUGAAACUCAUGAGCGCUAUCCUAAGGCACCGCCGAAAAGUCUGAGCUACGAAGAACAAACGCAUAGAUACUCCAAACCGACAAUGCGUUGUCAAAGUGAAGAUAGUGGUUUCAAACCGUAUUUUGUAAGUGAACAACCGGAGUUAGAUAUCGAUAUGCCUUCCCAACUUUACAGUCAGGAAGAAAAGCAUAGUGAGCGCUACCAAAGCCAAGAAUUUUCUAAUAUCAUUCGUGAAGAAGGGACUAGCAGUAAAUUUAUUCGAUCUGAUUACAAGCCUCUAGCUAAGCACGCUAGUUACGACGACAAAACACUGUCCAAAAAUCAAAUAAAGGAGUACAAAACAUCUCAGCAGUACCGUAGCAAGCCUAAGAGUUGGUCAUUCCAUGAACAUUACCUGGCUUCUUCCGAUUUACCAAUGAUUUCGGUCCCGGAAAUACCUUCGGUACACAGAGAGUUCUCCGAGAAGAGGUCUGCUGAGAGGUCGGGCAAGACUCCUUUGUCUCGUUGCUCUCCUUAUUACUCCAGCAGUCUGAGUUCAGAGUCUCCACCAAUACAACCGUUGAAAGCGCCUGUCAAAAAGUCUCUCCUUGUUCGAAACAUAUCACUCAAAAGUCCUCCAAGUGGUAACGAUACAGACAGCUCUUUAGACGUCAUACGAGACCCACGAGAAAGAAUGAAGACGUUUAGACGAAAGAAACAAGUUACGAGCGCACGCAAAAGACAGGAAAGAAUUCAAGAUGUGCUUGAGGAAGAUUCGACAAAAAGCCAAUACUCAUCGGAAAAUGAAAUGCUUGGAGGCAAAUAUUUGGCAGUGGAGGAGUCUUUGCGGCGCAUGGAAAGCUCGGAAUGCUCCGACAGCUAUUUGCCAGAAGUGGAAUCAGGAUCUUCCGAAAUGUCGAAAGGAGAUUCUAAACAUUACGAUAUACAGGAAGCCAGUUAUUCCGAGGACGAAGGGCAAGACGAGUAUGCCAAGUAUAAGAGUGCCAAUUACGAGGCACAACAAUUUCCCAUCAAUAUAGCGCCAAUGCAAUUCCAAGGAUUUGGUUCUUCCGCUGAUGAAGAUGAAAUGGGGUUUCCACGGUUUGAUAGACUAGGUCGUUUGCGCCAUCCUUAUCUCGACUCUCAAGAGCCGCCUUACGUAUCGGAAGACAGUCCUCCGCGAGUUUCGUAUUCGAACAAAAGUAGUCGUCAGUCUUCUUUAAAGAAGUCCAAAUCAUCGUCAAGUUAUCGUCAACCUGAAGAUCAAUCCAUGGGCGAACCAUCUGGGCAGCACCAGCAAAUUGUAUUUUACGAUGAACAAAGUGACAGAGACGACUCGGAUGACUACGCUUACCCGAUCGACACUAUUAAACGAGCUCCGAAAGUGCCGAAAUCUGGCAGCUACUUGUUUGAGCGCGGAGAGUCGGUCGCUUAUUCCGAUACAGAGCUGCCGCACGAUAAAGAUGAGUACGAGGAAUACAGGGGUAGCCCUUACCCCGAGCAUUACGAGGAAGUAGUGAUGUUCCAAACGCAGGAAUGUUACCCACAGUACGAGCACGAUAUGAAUGAAAGUAGGGAUGUUAAUCAGGAGCAAUACACUCGUGAUCUUGACCAACGUUUCAGUCUGAAUAAUGUAGAGAGGUUCUAUUCUAGUCACUACGUCGAUUCUCAGGCUUCCAGCGAUAGCCCUGAGCAAAAGUUCGAUGUGUCUACACUGCCCCCGCCUCUUUGCUCUGAUGAUGAAAAUGAUUAACUUAGAUGUAGUUGAAGUGCAAUUUCAUCAUAAUAUUUAAUUUGGUCGUUUUCGCCCCUCACAUCUGACGGCUGUGCGAUCACUAUUCGGUAUGCGAGCGCACUAGCUGGUCAGUAUUUCUAAAUUUGAAUUCCAAUUAAUGCAAUUAUUGUUAUAUUAAUAUUGAUAUUAGGGUACUCAUUAUAUUAAAUAUUUACAUUGUCACUUUAAAUAUUUAGCAAAAUAAAUUAAUAAGAAUAUCUAGUGCCAAUUCCCGAAUAGCGCGACCCUUUUGACUAUCGUGUGUGUCCGCGGACUUAUACCUAUAGCUUGUUAAGUAUUUAGGUGUAGUUAUAUGUGUAUUGAUUCAGAUUAUACAUCUUCAGACAUCUCCCUUAUAAUAUACUGAUCAAUAUAACGGUAACUCAAAUAUAAACUGUCCCUUAUACUCGUUACUUUAUAGUUUAUUUAGACCCUAGAGCUAAAGCUUGGUGGAACUGCAAUACAGGUAUAUUAAGAAUGUAGUGCCAAAUUCUUCUAGUCAAAUAUUUUAGUGUUUUCAACCUUUAUAAAAGUUAUAUUCGUUGGUAAAUAUAAUCCUGAACAAAAUAGUAUUAUUGUAAAGGCUGUGAUUUACUUUGUGUAUUAAGAUCCUAGAUCUGAGUUGUUUGGUUUAGGCGUUUACUGCUCAAACGACAAAACAUGUAUUGGUUACAUCGCACAUGCACAUUAUUUAUUGAUAUAAGUUUUUUUUAGAAUUUAUUAUUAUUUAAUUCGUACAUGACACUAGUUAUUGACAUCAUGGGAUCUGCAUUCGUGCCAAAUCUGCUCAAUUUUUUCCAACACUUUAUUAUGAUAAUUUAUUGUAACGUUUUUAAAUAAUGAAUUUUAGAAAUCUUAAAUAUGUUAUAGUUGAAAUAGAUAUGAGAUACGUGUCGUGUGUGGAUUAUAGUGCUGUUCAUUAAUGAUCAUCGAAGUCGAUUGAUUUUCGUUUAAUGUAUUACUUCCUACACAAAAUCCUUUGAAAUAAGCAGAAAUGCUGUGAGUUAGCAUAUGUAUAUUAUGUUUAAAAUGUUAGAAUAGAGAGUAGAUAAAGUAGAUAUAUUUCAUUUUGAUCAAAUCAAAUAACCAUUUUAACGCACUCCUAGUGCGGCAUUAAUAUUUCCAUGAAAUUGGGAUGGCCAAAAUCUUUCUUUUGUUUUUGAAAAAUUUUAUUGUAUAAUGAUGAUGAUUUAUUUGUUGCUAUUUAGUUGGUUAAAGCUUGAUUUAUUCUAUAUAGAUUGAGAUGGUAUACAUUACAUCCGCGAUGAUAUACAAAUGCACUGACAAUAGUGUGUCGAUGAAUUUAUAGAUGAACGUAAUUGGGUUUAUCAUUAUUUAUAAACUCGAAAGAUCUGUUAAGUUUCGUAUUAAAUAUAUAACUUAGUUAUAUUUUGAAAUCGUAUUACAUUUUAUGGGAAAUAUUGAUAGAAUUGUAAGGAAAGUCUUUUGAAUUCAUACGAUUCUUAAAGAUUAAUUAUAUUAUUUUCUUUAUUCUGCUACAGUUGCUGCUAAAACGAAAUCUGUGUAUUUAUCAAUAAACAUUGUUUCUAUAAUUCAACAUUUUAGAUAGGAAUAAAUUUAUCGAACAAAAUAGACGAAUUGUAUGUUUGUAUAGAUGUGACACGAUUUUUUUUUCGGAUUUUAGAAAUAGAUCGUGUAAUGUGGAGUAUGUAUAAUGAAUGUUGGAAUUAAGAAUUAUAUUUAACCUGUGGUUUAUUUUCUAAGUAGGACAGGUGUAUAUUUAAAGCCUAGCAACGGCGUUUGGUAGGUAUAUGUUUCUUUUUGUUUUGAUAACUACCUUAAAAACAGUACAAUUACGCACAACCUAUUCGAUUUCCCAAACGUUCACACAAAUUCUGCAUUAAUUUCAGCUUAGUUUAAUAUUUGGGGAUAAAAACCUAUUCCUCUUUGCAUUUAGUACAAUAUUUUAGGUUAUUUUACUUUGAUUUAAGUAUACACCUGCAUCGCAUAACUGAUUUCAAAGAUCUCUGAAUGUUGUUAUUAAGCAUCGGAAAUUAUGAUAGAAUUAUCAACCUGUAUUAUUUGCAUUUCCUAUACACGUUACAUUUAAUACUUAUAUCGAGUAUCCUUUACAGUGUUUAUAAAAUUUUUGUGAUUUGCUGAUAUACAAGUAGCGAUAAUCCGAUGAAAAAUUAAAAGUUGUCUGAAAGAUUGUCCAUCAAAAUGAUGCAUACUCCAUUUUUGUAGGUACUUCAAAAUGGUACAAAACAGUAAGUAAAAAAAAAACGACUGAUUUAUGUCAGUGUUACAUUUAUCUUUAUUGUUGGUUAACAUUCGAUAAUAAUAGCAUUUUAAACUGAGUUUUAGACACCAAUAAUAGUUUCCGUUUUAAGUACCUAAAGAAAUUGAGUUUACGUGGCAUAUAGCCAGUAGUCUUCAUGUGCAUCAGCAAAUCAUCUAUUCAAGUAUAAUCCUAUAAACCCUGUGCUAAAUAGUGUUCAAUUAUAAUUGAAUUAAAAAAAAAGAUAAAUGAUUGUGUGUGCACGAAGCAAUUUUAGACUACUAGCGUGUAAGAGGUCGCACAGACCUCCCUAGUUAGUGCAAUAACUGUACGGUACGAUAUUAAAACAAUCUUAGUAAUUAAGUAUUUCGACUUUUCGAUUGAGAGUGUACAAUCCGAAUAGACUGUAUUGUUACGAUUUCAUUGAAUUGUUUAUGUUUUGACGUCCACUUCAGACACGGUCGGAAACUUCAUAGUUGAUGAGAUAGAAGUUUAUUAUCAGAAUGUUUCGUAAUUACGAAUUAGACGCAAUUAGUUUAUGAAAGUAUAUAAAAAAACUUGAUAUCUCAAUGGAGCCAGUUUGAAAAUGUCAUCUCCAGAGCCAAAAAACGUAAUUUGUCAUGGAAUUGUGAGGAUAUCACACAUCUAUUAACAGGAUAAUCAACUUUAAUAAGCCGACAGACUUCUACCGUUUUAAAGAAGUCGGUAUACUUUGAUAGGUCCAUAAAGCAAAUAGUUCUUACUACACUUAUCCUCCUCCAACAAGAUCAAUCGUCCUUCAUUGAAACCUUAUAUUUUGCUUGAAGGUUAUUUUGCUCUAGAUCCACAUCAUCUGAGUACUAACACCGCGUUUGAAGUGGACGUAAUAUUACGUUAUAUAUACGUUACGUAAUUUAAAUAUUGUUUCGAUUAUUGAAACGUUACUUCCUUUUUGAAUUUAUAUGUGAGUGUUAGUGUACUGUGCCCCGCAAUACACGGCACUGCCCCGUCUCGUUCGGGGAUAGUUAAACAAUAAAUAAAUAAAAAUAUAUACGCGUUUUCAAUGUUAUGUUUUAUAAGCUUUUUGUUUAUACCUUUGUAUGUAAGCCGCUGGGAAUCAUGUGAGUUUUAUUAUUAUAUAAAUUGUUGUAUUGUUUUCUCAUUGAUUUUUAUUGACGGAAGCUUAAAGUGAUUAUAAUUAUCGAUGCUUUAAAUUGUCGUCAAUGAUGAAUAUUGUAGACCCAGUAGGAACUUUUUUUAUUGUAUUGUUAUUCAGUUUUUUAGUAUCUCCUUUUAACAGGAUUAAUAUUUUUUUUGUUUGGUCUUUUACGUUUUUUAUUUCAGGUUUUUAUUUUCUUUACUUACAGAUUUCCUUUUCUCCUGCAUGUGUAAUCCCCAUAGACUUUAUUUAUUUUGAGAAUG